This is a messenger RNA of Alosa alosa (allis shad), 4612 nucleotides long. RefSeq names its product frizzled class receptor 6 (gene fzd6). The coding region runs from base 449 to 2584 and encodes 711 amino acids. Gene Ontology annotation, cellular component: plasma membrane. Lineage: Eukaryota; Metazoa; Chordata; Actinopteri; Clupeiformes; Clupeidae. The transcript is spliced from 7 exons. Gene Ontology annotation, molecular function: Wnt-protein binding; Wnt receptor activity. Gene Ontology annotation, biological process: canonical Wnt signaling pathway; non-canonical Wnt signaling pathway. The record is from RefSeq and is a predicted model, not a curated record.
UUUGAUAUUGAUUCCAACAGGAUGGAAGGAGUCAGAUAUGUAUUUUCCCUGUUAGAAAACCAGAAGAUGAAAGCAAUCGAAUGAAUUUCGUCGUCUUCUCUCUUGCUGCUUUGCUUCGAAAAACUCGUCUAUAGAAAUUCUCAGUAUUUUCCUCUCUCCAUACCAAACACUUGCAGAAAGCAAGCACAUAGAUAUCCCAUCGUGUUAUAGGCAACAGGAUGUUGGAAUGGGGAGGGCGGAGACUUCAGACCCUAUGCUUCAGACAGAGGAAAGGUCCGCCAUCAAAACGAUUUGUGUUAAAUACAAAGUAUCAAAGUGUUUAACCAGUAAAGGGCUUAUUUUUGAGAGGCAAUGGAGAUGAUGAUCUCCAAUGGUGUGGACUAUAGGUGAAGAGGAACUAGCCUUCAUAGGGGACUAAGAGAGCUACAUCAUAAUUACAGAGGAACCUAUGGACUCUACCAUGUUGAUCUGGAGGAUGCUUCAUAUGUAUGUGGUACUACAGGGGGCUGUUAGGUCCUGUUAUGCCCACAGCCUUUUUACCUGUGAACCUAGUAGGGUGCAGUGGUGCCAUGGCAUGCCGUACAACAUGACUUUCUUCCCCAACAUGUUGGGACACUAUGACCAAGACAUUGCAGCAGUGGCAAUGAAGCAAUUCAUGCCCCUUGCCAACCUCCAGUGCUCCCCAGAUGCUCAUCUCUUCUUGUGUCAGGCAUUUGUCCCUGAAUGUAAUGAGCCCACAGUGGUGUUGUCACCAUGUCGGGAGCUGUGUGAGAGAGUCCACUCAGACUGUAAAAUGGACAUGCAGGUCUUCGGUUUGAGCUGGCCCCCUGAACUACAGUGUGACAGGUUGAAUUACUGUCAGAACUCACUUGAUGGGUCUAUAGCGUCCCCCACAAAGCACGUGACCACACCCAAGAGCUCACCCUCAUCAAAGCGGGACCUAGGUUUCUGGUGCCCAAUGCAGCUUAAGACUCAACCUGGACAAGGUUCUUCAUUCCUGGGAGCUCAAGAUUGUGCCCCUCCAUGUGAAAAUAUGUACUUAAAGCCACAUGAAAUUAAGUUUGCCAAGACAUUCAUCGGCGUGUGCUCCAUUGUUUGCUUGUGUGCCACGCUUUUCACAUUCCUCACUUUCCUCAUUGAUGUUAAACGUUUUCGCUACCCAGAGCGACCAAUAAUCUUUUAUGCAGUGUGUUACAGCUUUGUGUCACUCAUCUACUUUGUUGGUUUUUUGCUGGGCAACAGGGCUGCUUGUAAUCAGUCUCUCCACCCAGGAGGUGUGGGAACGGUUGUCCUUGGUGCUCAAGGCAAUAAGGCAUGCACACUGCUCUUCAUGCUGCUAUACUUCUUCUCCACAGCAGGGAUUGUGUGGUGGGUCAUUCUCACAAUCACCUGGUUUCUGGCAGCAGGGCCCAAGUGGAGCUGUGAAGCCAUUGAGAAGAAGGCUGUGUGGUUCCACUCAGUGGCAUGGGGCCUACCUGGAGCACUCACCAUCAUCCUUUUGGCCCUAGAUAAGGUGGAGGGGGACAGCAUCAGUGGUGUGUGCUUUGUGGGGCUCUAUGACCUUGUCACGCUGCGCUGGUUUGUACUUGCACCAUUGUGUGUGGGUGUUCUCACUGGCCUGGCUCUGCUGCUGGCUGGCAUUGUCUCUCUCAAUAAUGUGCGGCAGGUGAUCCAGCAUGAUGAGCAAAACCAAGAGAAGCUGAAAAAAUUUAUGAUACGCAUUGGAAUUUUUAGUGGCCUCUACCUACUGCCGUUGCUCACACUCUUAGGCUGUUAUCUUUAUGAGCAAGGCCGACGAGAAGCCUGGGAGCAUAGCUGGAUCAAUGACCGCUGCCGUGACUUCAGCAUUCCCUGUUCCCACAAGAGAACGGAGUUUGAUUGGCCUGACCUGUCCUUAUUUCUGAUCAAAUACCUGAUGACUCUGGUAGUGGGCAUAUCUGCUGUUUUCUGGGUCAGCAGUAAGAAGACUUGCUCAGAAUGGGCUAUCUUCUUUAAGCGGACACACAAGAAAGAUGCAAUCAACGAGAGUCGCCGAGUAUUGCAAGAGUCUUGUGAAUUCUUUUUGAAGCACAACAGCCGUGUGCAGCACAAGAAGAAGCACUACAUGCCUAACUCCCACAAACUUAAGGUCAUAUCAAAAUCCAUGGGCACCAGCACUGGUGAGCCAAUCCCUGCACCCACUGAUAACCAAGGUGAUGAUCUUCUCAUUACCCAAACUCUUGGGAACCACCAAGCCAGGAAUCAGACUGCAUUCUCAAGGACACAAAGUUCCUCUGAGAUGUCAGGAAAAGACCAGGUGGAGAGGCCUAUGUCUAGGAGAAGUGGUAAAGGCCCUGUUGGACAGGCUAUGGCUGCUCACUUAAGCUCAGAGAAGCAUAACAACACUGGAAGCUCAAGCAAAUUCAGCAGUCAGUCUGAGAACUUCCGAAAGAUUUCAGCAGGAAGUGUGAAACCGAGAGUAGAGUUUCCAGAAGAUAUGCAACCAUCUCUCCAUGGCAUUCUUCACAGUAGUAGCGAGAGCCCUUUGCCAAGAAGUCAGGAUCAAAGGAGCAGUUGUUCUACUCUUCCCAAAAUGCAGACCUGAACCCAACCUUCAACCCCGGAACCUGUACAAACCUCAACCCUAUGUGUAUUUGUAAGAGCCCCUCCAAAACUGCAGCUGCAUGAAAUGUCAACUGCUGGAAUUUUAAAUCAUUAUUGAUAUAUUGGAGCAUUAUUUGUCUUAGUCAAAUACCAAAAUUCAGCACUAGUAGCCUUCAGAACAAUGGGGACUUAUAUGGUGAUAAUUAUAGCUGUAGUCAAAGUUGUGAUGUAGCAGUUUUCUUCCUGCUGACCAUUUACAUGGCUAUGUGACGCCUGUAAAGCAGUGGUUCCUGAUGUAUGGGGCUGGGCCCCAAGGGUGUGGGGGUGGUGAUGGUGGUGGCCGAUAGAGGGCCGUGUGAUCGGGGUGAAAAAAUGUAACGAGAAGUCUUAAACAACUACUGGUCAAAUUAAACUACUGGUCUGGGGAGUGAUGGAGAAGUACUAGCGUUGCCACGCGUGUACUAAAUCUCACUCACUUUAUUUUACAUUACAGCUGCCUCUAUAAUUAUUGCCACUCCUGGUAAAGUUGAGUAAAAAGAUGUAUACAAUUAUCCUGAUUAAUUUUAGUAAACACACACACUCAAAACAAUGAGGGGGGAAAUGACCUGACUGAGACUGAGAUAAUCAUCACAGAAGUUUGAUUUUGUGCUCAGUAAAGGGGAAAAAGUUGGAGAAACAAACAGCCCAUCAGUAGGCAUGGGGUUGAUAUUGAGUUUAUUUGUAUUCAGUUCAUCAGUCAUCUUUCAAUGUAUGCCGAACCCGCCUUGAGUGUUUGUUACCAAAAUUUGAAGCUGUGUCACCUUAUUUUUUUAUAUCUUAGUGAAACAUUGUCAUGAUUUACUGCUUGAAGGUUCAUAGACACAAAUAACUUAAAAAACGUAUUUUUACUAAUUUUUACCAAGGGUUCCAAUAAUUGUGGAGGGCACUGUAUGGCAAUGCAUAGCAGCAGAGUAGCCUACUAGCCUAACCAAUGAUGAUGAGUUCAUAGCUAACUUUGUACUUAUACAUAAUGUUGGUUGGCCUAACGUUUAGCAGGAUAAAAGACAAAAGUUCAACAGAGAAAAUUGUAUUAAUUUAAAUAGUUUGGAUGCAGAAAUAAUGUUAAAGAAAAGCUAUGCAACAGCCGAUGGACAUGUUGGCUAUAUGAGCCUCUCCAUUGUGGUGCUGGGUGUGUGUGUGUGGGGUGGGGGGGUGGAAACCACUGCUGUAAUGCCUUAAAUAGACAAAAUAUUUUUCAUAUAGCGUAAUAUUUCUUGUGAGAGAGUAAUAGUUAAAUGAGCCUCAUUAGCUUUAAGGGACCGUGUUCUGGCCACCCUAAGAAUGGCCUGGAGAUGGGAAUCGCUUCAUCUAAAUAUGCCUUGAUUUAUUGAUGCUUAUCAUUUCAGCUUUCUUUGUAUACUUCCAAAGAGACACAAACAAUGGACAGUUUGUGAAGGAGUUAGGUAACUCUUAGAAAUUCUAUAAUUUCUGGUUCACUUUUGUAUUGGAAGGAUACGCCUUGAAGUCAAAAAUGGGUGGUCAGACUCUUGCUGCAAGUUUGGAAUGGCAGGGUUACACUGUGCCUUCAUUUGGAAACUCCUGAUGGUAAAUCAUAGAAUUUGUUUAGGGCAUUUCCCCUUUCAUCUGGCAAGUCUCUGACACAGUACAUGACAACAUUGUCUCAGUUUGCCACGAAAACAUGGGUUCAAGUCAUUUCAUGUAUGUUAUUGAUAAAUUUCAUCAUGACUGAUUAAUAGAAAUGUAUGUUGAUUUUUGAAAACAUGUUUUACUUUUAUAUAUAUUUUUGUGUAGUCACAUUUCUUAUUUCAAAAUGCUUUGUGCAACUAUUUUAAUCAUGCAAGCCUUUUAAGGACAUUUCUGUAGCCUGCUAGAUAACCUGACUACUACUCACGUAAUGGGCACUCAGAACCACUAACCGACUUUAGAAAUGGAUCAUUAUAUCAAGCAGGCCAGCACUUGUUUGUUUAGCUUCACUCCCACUGUUCUUUAUGUUUAAUGUAGUGUGUGUGUGUGUGUGUGUGUGUGUGGG